Malania oleifera is the source of this 2510-nucleotide messenger RNA. RefSeq lists its product as uncharacterized. The record is from RefSeq and is a predicted model, not a curated record. Gene Ontology annotation, molecular function: ubiquitin binding. The transcript has 4 exons. Bases 356 to 1234 code for a protein of 292 amino acids. NCBI's taxonomy places the organism in Eukaryota, Viridiplantae, Streptophyta, Magnoliopsida, Santalales, Ximeniaceae.
AGACCAACUGCAUGUCUCGCAGUUUUCUUCCUUCUACAGUAACUGUUAACUUCUAUGGUAGAUAAAUCUCAGAUUCCAAAACCCCCCACAGUAGCAAGAGCAAGAGGUCGUCUCCAUCAAAACCCCAAUAUGGCUCUGUUUAAUCCAAACUACAUUAAACACUCGCAAUAAUUUUAAAAAUUAUUCAAAAUUAAAAUACGUAGAAACUGGUGAAAAACCAGCAAACCCAUUAAUUCAUAGCUCCAGUUUCAUCAUAUCAUACCUUUUUUCUUUUUUUUUUUUCAAAAAAACAAAUCGGAAUUUUUGAAGGCGUAAAUCGGAUUUGAAAAAUCAAAGCCUAGGGUUUUUGGAGGCGAUGUCUGCUGGGGUUUGUGGGAAGCGGGUGGGUUUCGAAGAAAUCUUCGGAUCUUCUUCGACGCCGUGCUCGGCAGCGAAGAGAUCCAGGUAUUCGAGUUUCGGGUCGCCGAUCCGUUCUUCCGAAUUGGGUUGCGGGUCGGAGGACAGGGUCUUGACCUUGCUUCAAAUGUUCCCUGCCUUGGAUCGUGAGUUGGUGGAAACAGUUCUUAGAACUCAUAAGGACAAUAUUGAAGAUGCAAUUCGGAGUCUCAAAGCACUUUGCAUUGGUGAUGGCAAUUUAAGAAAUGAGUCACAAAGCUUUGAUUCUACAAUGAUGGGAAACUGUGCUACUGUUCCAGAUUUGUGCCAACCAGGUGGUCAAAUGUCACAGCCGCAAAUUGGAGAUGAAGAGGACAGUAAAUCAACCAUUGAUUCUGAUAUAAUGGAUGGGUCAAAAUGGGUAGAUAUUUUCGUACAAGAGAUGAUGAAUGCAGCAGAUCUUGAUGAUGCUAGGGGACGGGCUGCUAGGAUGUUAGAAGCUUUUGAAAGGAGUGUAACUGCCAACUCAAGGGCAUCAAAGGAGCUGGAGCAUGUUUCUCUGAGGGAGCAUCUGCAGAGCUUGUUAAGAGACAACCAGAUUUUAAAGAGAGCAGUUGCCAUCCAGCAUGAGCGCAAUUUGGAGCAAGAGGAGAAGACGAAGGAAGUACAACAAUUAAAGCAUAUGCUCUGCCAAUAUCAAGAACAACUCCGAAAUUUAGAGGUAAUGUCUUUGCUUUGUUGUGGUUUUUAUUAUUGUUUUUGGCUAUAUUUUAAAGAAGCUGUGGAACAUUGGUACAAUGGAUGUGUUAUAUUUCUGUUUUUUUUUUUUAUGUAUUUAUUUGUUCAGGCAAGUCCCUAACCAUUGCCAACCUGUGCUCUAAUAAUAUUUACUUGUGCUUGUGGCUUAAGUAGGCAUUUCACUUUUGUGCCUCCUGCUGUACUUCAAAUUGGUAACCAAGGGGUUGAUGUGUGUUUUGGGUGCACAUUUCUGUUCUUGGAGGGCAUGAAUAUGAUCUACUUGAUUAGAUGGUUUUGGAAUUGGAGACUGGACCUUUUCUACGCAAUAACCAUGUAAUUGUAAUUGGAAAACAAGGGAACUUUGGAAUGAGUUUCAGUGAAUGCAAUUUUUUCCCAAGUAACCCGAAAAAUGCUGGUUUGGGUUCCAGUCUGAGCAUUCAAAGAAAAUCAGGCAUAUCCUGCAGGACUUGUGUAAGAGGAAGACCCAAACUACUAACUUAAAUAUCUCAGAAGGGCUUCCAAACAUUCCAUGGUCUUUUUGCCAGUAUGAUACAGUGAAGCUGGAGGAUGAGAGUCAAGGUGAGUUGGGGUAUUUAGUGGUGUGAACCUUGUGCACCAGGCAGUCUAGGGGUUCUUUUGUUGGUUUGUCUGAAGCUCUUCUCAAACUGCUUGAAUGUCCAUUUCUAUGAUAAUCUAGUAACACAUAGCCAUUGUGUUUAGUUUUCCAUUCAUUGAAAGAGCACCCAAAACAAAUCAAGAAGAUUAAAAAGUAAAAUCUAGUGUACAAAGGCUAGUGUCUGGAGGUUUUCUUCCUCUCCUAGGUGCUGUAUAGUACAAACUCUGUUUGGUAUUGUACAGUUGCAACUUGCAAUACAGUGAAUGGAAAAUAUAACGAGAGGAUAUUCAUACCAAACUACUUGGUUUUUAGCAUUGCAAUGGUGUGUGCCAUUCACAAACCAUUCUUCCACGACAUUUACCAUCUGACUGAAUAUGGUUUAAUUAUUGUGUCUCCUAGUUUAGGAUGCCUGUUUUGCUGUGGAUUAGUUACAGGUUCUAAGUUCUGUAGCUCCACAAUAACAAUAAUGAAACUUGAAAAAUGAACAAUGCCCGUUCUUGACUUUUUAUUCUUGUUUUUGAUGCAGCUGAGCAACUACACGCUAAAGCUCCAUCUCCAGCGGGCGCAAGAGAGCAGCUGCAUUCCUGGGCAAUUUCACCCCGAUAUAUUUUGAGCUCAUUUUGAGUUCCAUCACUUCAUUUGGUUCUCAAAACGCGAUUUACCAUUUAUUUGUUUAAAUUGCAAUGAGUAAUGACCAAUAUCAGUUAAAAGACAGUAUUGUACAAUAUUGACAAUUGCUUGAUAAAGCAAGCUAAUGCACUUAAAAAACUUCCCAGAAAAA